Lycium barbarum (goji berry) is the source of this 1829-nucleotide messenger RNA. Its product is annotated as probable carotenoid cleavage dioxygenase 4, chloroplastic. Bases 216 to 1673 code for a protein of 485 amino acids. NCBI's taxonomy places the organism in Eukaryota, Viridiplantae, Streptophyta, Magnoliopsida, Solanales, Solanaceae. Gene Ontology annotation, biological process: carotene catabolic process. Gene Ontology annotation, cellular component: chloroplast stroma. The record is from RefSeq and is a predicted model, not a curated record. Gene Ontology annotation, molecular function: carotenoid dioxygenase activity. The transcript has a single exon.
UGUUCCCAUGAUUUGAUGUCCGGAUGAAUAGUCUCUUCCCUUUCAUCUUAAACCUCCUCCUAUAAAUUAAAAUGGAACUUAAUUUCCUUUAUCAAGGAAAUCUGAAAAGAAAAAAAACAUAAUAGCAUGAUAUUCUAAGUUCACUCUUUUUUCUUGCCUUUAUCUUUUUCUUCUACUAAUAUUCUUCCGUCUUCUUCAAAGCAAGAAUACAAGCUAUGAAUGCUUUCACUUCUACAUUAUUACCUUACCCCAAAACUCUCCGUUCUCCCAAUCGGACAUCUUCCUUUUCAUCAGUAAACACUAAAACAUCUUCAUAUACAUCUCCAAAAGCCACAGCAAAAAGUUCAUCAACUAAACAACAUAAUAAACCCCCAAGAAAACCCUUAUUAGAACCUUCAUUUCCCGAAGUUAUCUUGAAUGCAUGUGACGAUUUCAUCGACACUUUCAUUAAUCCUCCUCAUCAUCCUUCCGUUGAUCCAAAAUAUGUUCUCACUGCCAACUUUGCUCCUGUCGACGAACUUCCUCCAACAGAAUGCGAGGUGGUAAAAGGAAGCCUUCCACCGUAUCUUGAUGGCGCUUACAUUAGAAAUGGUUCAAAUCCGCAAUAUCUUCCUCGUGGACCUUUUCAUCUCUUUGAUGGUGAUGGAAUGCUUCACUCUACUAGAAUUUCUCAAGGUAAAGCCAUAUUUUGUAGCCGUUAUGUCAAAACUUACAAGUACUUGCUAGAAAAAGAAGCUGGGUUUUCAAUCAUUCCUAAUCUCUUCUCCGACUUUAAUAGCCGUAUUUCCUCUGUGACUCGUGGAGCAGUGUCUAUAGCUAGGACAAAAUUUGGUCAAUUCGAUCCAAGCAAUGGUAUUGACCUUGCAAAUACUAGCUUGGCUCUAUUUGGAGGCAAUUUAUUUGCUCUUUGUGAAUCUGAUCUUCCUUAUGGUAUAAAAUUAGCCCCAAACGGUGAUAUCAUACCAAUUGGUCGCCAUGAUUUUGAUGGAAAUCUUUUUAUGAAUAUGACAGCACAUCCCAAAAUUGAUCCAAACACUGGCGAGGCUUUUGCUUUUCGUUACGGUCCAAUAUCUCCAUUUUUAACUUAUUUUAGAAUUGACCCUAAUGGGACCAAAAGUCGUGAUGUACCAAUAUUUUCCAUGACACAUCCAUCUUUUGUUCAUGACUUUGCCAUCACAAAAAAUUAUGCCAUAUUUCCUGACAUACAAAUAGAAAUGAACCCUUGUGCCCUCCUUACCCGUGACUCACCGGUGGGUUACAACUCGAAAAAAGUGGCUCGCCUAAGGGUGAUUCCUCAUUACGCGAGGGAUGAGUCAGAAAUGAAGUGGUUCGAAGUGCCAGGGUUUAAUAUGAUAAAUGCAAUUAAUGCAUGGGAAGAAGAUGAUGGUGAUACAAUAGUAGUGAUUGCUCCGAACACAAUAUCAGUAGAGCACUUUGUGGAAAGAUUGGAUUUGAUCCAUGCAUCAAUUGAAAAAGUAAAGAUAGACUUGAAGACGAGGAUGGUAAGAAGAUAUCCAGUGUCGACGAGGAAUCUUGACUUGGCAAGUAUCAACCCGGCUUAUGUUGGGAAAAAGAACAAGUACGUACAGUUAAUAAUUUAUGAUUUAUAUUUCUUCCGGACCACAUUCAAGAGGAUGAACAUUCUUUUCAAUUACUCUUCACUGGUAAUAUAAUAUAUAUUUUUACAACUUCAGUGUACAUCCAUGUAAAGAAAAAGAAUUUAGCUUUUGUUCGCAGUAUCUAGUCUAGCUUUAUAAACUAUAAAGUUAAGUUGGCCUAUAGUAGGAAAUGUUCUCUCAAAUUUUAUUUAUAUCUGGUUAAGAUGUCUU